AUGCGUCAGGAGUUGCUAGUGCUUGUGCUGGUGAUUUUGGCGGCGCUGUAUCGUAUUGUUGACAACUAUGGAUGGACACACUCGAUCUACAACCACAUCUCGUAUCGAACUGCUGAUGGUGGCUUUCUCGUCAAUCCCUUUGGUCUACUCUACUCAGAGGUCACGCCCGAGUCCCUGGUCAAGCUCGAUGGCAACGGUGCGGUCCUCGACAACGGAUCGACCGAGUUCUCGUUCUCGCAAGCUGCCUUUGUCCUCCAUGCGGCCAUCCAUGACGUCCGCAAAGACGCACGCUGCCUCAUCCAUACCCACACUCUGGCUGGCGGUGCUGUUGCAGCUUCGCGCCAUGGCCUGAGGGUUGUCGGCCAAGAAGCCGCCAUCGUCGGCCCGAUCUCCUACCACGACUACACAGGCAUUCUCAUAGACCCAGAGAAGGAGCGCUGCGCUCUACAGGCCUCGUUCCAGCCACCAUCGAUGGCGCUCAUCCUCCGCAACCACGGCCUCAUGGCCGCAGGCCGCUCGGCCGGCGAGGCCCUGCACUACAUGUUCAAUCUCGUUCACGCCUGCGAGGUCUCUGUCGCCGCCUGCGCUGCUGCUGGCGGCAACAUCGACGAUCUCUGUGAGAUUGACGAUUCCACUGUCGCCUCGGUCCACGCCACUGCCUCUGGCGGCGGCGGCGGCGUGACCACCACCACCGGUCCACCACCCCCGGUCGGCAGCCUCGAGUUUGACGCUGCCGUCCGCUCUCUCGAUCUCCCCUGGGACGUCCCCAUCCAACGGCAAUCAGACUCACUGUAA
Thecamonas trahens ATCC 50062 is the source of this 795-nucleotide messenger RNA. RefSeq lists its product as uncharacterized. Gene Ontology annotation, cellular component: postsynaptic density; plasma membrane; cytoskeleton. The record is from RefSeq and is a predicted model, not a curated record. The coding region runs from base 1 to 795 and encodes 264 amino acids. NCBI's taxonomy places the organism in Eukaryota, Apusomonadida, Apusomonadidae. The transcript is spliced from 2 exons. Gene Ontology annotation, molecular function: actin filament binding.